Molecule: messenger RNA, 426 nt
Organism: Populus euphratica (Euphrates poplar)
Lineage: Eukaryota; Viridiplantae; Streptophyta; Magnoliopsida; Malpighiales; Salicaceae
Product: keratin, type II cytoskeletal 1-like
Exons: 2
Coding region: 1-426 (141 amino acids)
Source: RefSeq, a predicted model, not a curated record
AUGGAACCUUGGGUGAUCUUUCUUAUACCUGUGUGCAUAAUAUUUGCUUUCUGUGUUCUUUUGACGCUACUAAGACGACUAGAAGCUGGUAGGCUCAACAGCACUGGUGGUGGUGGUGCUGGUGGUGACAUAGAAGAUGGUGGUCUUGGUUGGACAGCUGAUACUGGAGGAGUAGGCGGUGGCUGUGAUUUUGGAGGUGGGGGAGGAGGAGGCUGUGAUUUUGGAGGCGGGGGUGGUGGAGGCGGAGGCUGGGGCACCAUUUUCAUUUUGAGCCCAUAUAUUUGUUUAGAGCAGCUAGGUUUUAACCGCAAAGAGGUCGAGCAGUCCAAGCCAAUUGAAGAAAAUGGCUCCAAAAUCAAAGGUGUUGAAGAAGAUUAUGGCACCAUAGAAGAGGGUCGUGAAGCUGGUGGUAGUGGUGGUAACUGA